Centrocercus urophasianus (Greater sage-grouse) is the source of this 2309-nucleotide messenger RNA. RefSeq names its product two pore segment channel 1 (gene TPCN1). Gene Ontology annotation, cellular component: endosome membrane; lysosomal membrane. The transcript is spliced from 23 exons. The record is from RefSeq and is a predicted model, not a curated record. Gene Ontology annotation, biological process: monoatomic ion transport; transmembrane transport. Gene Ontology annotation, molecular function: monoatomic ion channel activity; voltage-gated channel activity. The annotation marks the transcript as partial. Lineage: Eukaryota; Metazoa; Chordata; Aves; Galliformes; Phasianidae.
ACUUGUGUGCUGUUUGUACAGUUCAUAGAAGCUAUCGUGGUGUUGGUGCGCCAGACCUCGCACGUCCGCAUAACGAGAGCUCUGCGCUGUAUCUUCCUGGUGGACUGCCGCUACUGCGGGGCAGUCAGGAGAAACCUGCGUCAGAUCUUUCAGUCCCUCCCACCAUUUAUUGACAUUCUUCUCCUUCUGCUUUUCUUCAUGGUGAUCUUUGCCAUCCUGGGUUUUUACUUGUUUUCUCCAAAUCACUCGGAUCCCUACUUCAAUACCUUGGAGAACAGCCUCGUGAAUCUCUUUGUACUUUUGACCACUUCAAACUUCCCUGAUGUGAUGAUGCCAUCUUAUGCUCGGAACCCUUGGUCGUGUGUCUUCUUCAUAGUGUAUCUCUCCAUUGAGUUGUACUUCAUUAUGAACUUGCUUCUUGCUGUUGUGUUUGACACUUUCAAUGACAUUGAGAAGAGGAAGUUUAAGUCCUUGCUGCUGCACAAGCGCACAGCCAUCCAGCAUGCCUACCGCUUGCUCAUCACCAAACAGGGGCCACCUGGAAUUUCCUUCAGGCAUUUUGAAGGGCUGUUGCGGUUUUACAAGCCUCGGAUGUGCAGCCGGGAGCGAUAUCUCACUUUUAAAGCACUGAAUCAAGGCAAUACUCCUUUACUCAGUCUGAAAGAUUUUUACAAUUUCUAUGAAGUUGUUAGCUUGAAAUGGAAGGCAAAACGAAAUCGUGAGCACUGGUUUGACGACCUUCCACGGACAGCAUUCCUUAUUUUUAAAGGCAUCAACAUCCUUGUGAAUUCCCGUCUAUUCCAAUACACCAUGUAUACUGUGGUGGCUGUGAAUGGAAUUUGGAUUCUUGUUGAAACCUUCAUGCUGCAAGGAGGGAAUUUCUUCUCCAGAAAUGUCCCAUGGAGCUACAUCGUCUUCCUCACAAUCUAUGGUGUGGAGCUGCUCCUGAAAACCACUGGACUGGGGCCCGUCGAGUACCUGUCCUCAGGCUGGAAUCUCUUUGACUUCUCGGUCACCCUCUUUGCAUUCCUGGGGCUCAUGGCACUGGCAUUCAACAUGGAGCCGUUCUACUUCAUUGUUGUCUUGCGACCUCUUCAGCUGCUGAGACUCUUUAAAUUGAAGAAACGCUACAGGAAUGUCCUGGACACGAUGUUUGAGCUGUUCCCUAGGAUGGCCAGCCUAGGUUUAACCCUGCUGAUCUUCUACUAUUGCUUUGCCAUCGUUGGCAUGGAAUUCUUUGCUGGUGUGGUCUACCCGAACUGCUGCAACACAAGCACCGUGGCGGAUUCGUACCGCUGGGUGAACCACACAGUUGGUAACAAGACAGUUGUGGAAGAAGGCUAUUACUAUCUCAACAACUUUGACAACAUUUUGAACAGCUUUGUUACACUGUUUGAGUUGACAGUCGUCAAUGAUUGGUACAUAAUCAUGGAAGGGGUGACAUCUGAAACCACUCACUGGAGCCGCCUGUAUUUCAUGAUCUUCUAUAUUGUGACCAUGGUGGUGAUGACAAUCAUUGUGGCAUUUAUUCUGGAGGCUUUUGUCUUCCGCAUGAACUACACUCGGAAGAACCAAGAUUCAGAAGAAGACAAUGGCAUUGUGCUGGAGAAGGAGAUCUCCAAGGAGGAAGUGAUUGGGAUAAUUGAGCUGUACAAGUGGAGUUCAGCUGCCACUGAAAUUUCUCAGCUGCAGAAGAUUGUUUUGCAGAUGGACAAACACGGGCAAGUGUCAACGCUGUUUCUGGGACGCAGAUCAAGGACCAAGAGUGACUUGAGUAUGAAGAUGUAUGAGGAGGAGAUUCAGGAAUGGUAUGAGGAACAUUCCAGGAAAGAGGAAUCCCAGAUACCUUUGCAAGAGUCUGCAUCUGCUUCCCAGAGCUCUCUGAAACCCCUGAGCCUCCGACAACGUUCCCAGACCGUCAUCUAGGCCUGGCUAGUGCAAGCUGCCUUCUAUGCAAUAACCUAGAGUAUUACUUCACAGCAUAUAUGUUGGGAUGAUGUAUAUAGAUCUGUUCCAUGUACUGGUUUGUGUUAGGGAUAGAAGCUCUUCUGUUAAGUGCAAAAAAACAGGUGGACUCUGCUACAACCAGACUGAGCAUGAUGCUGUGCUCAGCACAGUGAUCUUCUUGGACAGAAAUGGAGACCUUCUUCCUCUGAGCUGCUUCCCAAGCUCAAUCCUGCUGUUUGUCUUAGCAGUAACAGACCCUGGGGAAAGGGAUGUGUAAUCCAUUAAGAGCAGGAAGUGUGCUGAGGCUACAUGCUUACAAUUUAAAAAAGAAAAAAAAAAAAAAGGCCCUUUUUGAAGGUCUG